AUGUUCCCCAUCAAACUGUUGGCAAAAGGCGUGACUGGCGCCUAUGGUCUUGCGCGUGAGGCAAUGGCCGACCACGACGUCAAAAAGACCACGACCGGUCAGACCCAGCUGAAAGUUCCGGCCUCCACUGAGGCUGAAACCGACCUUUCGGAUACCUCGUCGGUCGAGUCAUCUGACGGCGAGGCAGCGGCACAAGAACUCGACGAGGUUCAGCAGUCGAUUGCACCAAAAUCCAAAGACAUUCAACUGGACAAUGCUCACGACGUUGAUGAAGUGUUGGAGGCCUUUAUGAAAAGACACCCACCUCCCAAAUAUUCGCCAGUUGCUGGUAAACUGGAAAUGCCCGUUAUCCUGCCUCAGCGCCGGCCAAAGAGCAAGGAACGAGGCUUCAUUCGUGCCUAUGCACCGAUGCUGCAGACCUGCGGAGUCGAGCAGGGCGAGUUUCUCGACUUUCUAGAUGGGUUUGGAAAAGCGAUUCAGUUGCAUCCGGUUUUUCAUGCUUUCAACCUGGCGUGCGCUGGAGCCGUCAUUGCCAGUGACAUCAUGGUGGGACCCAUGUUUCCCGUCCACGUCGGUGCCAUGGUGAUUCACACCGGCGUUGAGCUGUCAAGGAGACAAUAUGUGAAGUAUGAGUCGAACAAAUAUCUGGACAACAUGAACGAAAGCUUUUUCAAGCCUCGAGGCCUAUAUGCCUUGGUUAUGGCAUAUCAACCCGACUCCGAUGAUGUGGUCCAAAACGUUGACAUGAAUACCCACGUGGUAACCUCGAUCGCAAAAAGGGAUUCGGGACGAGGGAGCCGAUUUGCCAACGCAGCAGGUUCUUCGAGAGAAGUCGAGAUACCUGAGUCUGCACCCAUCAUCUUCCCAGAGCUGGACGAUCUACCGGCAGGCGAGAAAGAGAAUGCAUUCAAGCGCAGCAGCAAACGACUGGUUGACUAUUUUGAUCGCCGGGCCCAGGCCAAGUUCGAGCAGGCGAAUCCUGGAUCCAAACUAAACUUGUAUCAGGAGAGGCAAUUUGCGUCGCGCUUCAGCGAUCCCAAUCAUCCCGCCAACAGCGGCAGUUUAAUCGCUCUGCUGAGCGGCGGCAAGAUCGACACGACUGAGAUGGAUCGAGCAAGGGCUGAGAGAAGGGUACGCAAGCGCCAGUUCAAGGACUCAAGACGUGUUGCGAGGGGCCGCGAGCCGCGCUACGAUAUCACCGGUGUCAACAAGCGAGCUCCGCAAGGAGGAAUCAAAGGAUUGAUGAAGUCGGAUGUGCUGUAUCUUAUGAUCGUGAAUUAUCCCAGUGAGGCGGAGUUGAAGGCAGCAGCUCAAGCUAUGACCAACCUACGGUUGUGA
Fonsecaea nubica is the source of this 1338-nucleotide messenger RNA. RefSeq lists its product as hypothetical. NCBI's taxonomy places the organism in Eukaryota, Fungi, Ascomycota, Eurotiomycetes, Chaetothyriales, Herpotrichiellaceae. Bases 1 to 1338 code for a protein of 445 amino acids. The record is from RefSeq and is a predicted model, not a curated record. The transcript is spliced from 2 exons.